Molecule: messenger RNA, 1112 nt
Organism: Cornus florida
Lineage: Eukaryota; Viridiplantae; Streptophyta; Magnoliopsida; Cornales; Cornaceae
Product: protein TILLER ANGLE CONTROL 1
Exons: 5
Coding region: 47-928 (293 amino acids)
Biological process (GO): morphogenesis of a branching structure
Source: RefSeq, a predicted model, not a curated record
CGCACACAUUUUCAAUCUAUGAUCAGCUAAGUUGCACACAACAAACAUGAAGAUCUUCAACUGGGUACAUCGUAGGUUUCAUCAUAAAGAUGGAAUUGGUGGAAAUGCGAAGAAGCCCGAAUUCGUUAGAGAUGAUUCGGACACACAAGCGUUACUUGAACGGGUCAUCCUGAUUGAUGUGUUUGAUGGUUGGAAGGAUGGUAUUCUCACAAUUGGCACACUCGGGUUCGAGCCAUUGAAAAAUUUCAAUUAUGAAAAAUUAGAAUAUCCAAUCACCGAGGACAAUGAUGAAGAAGAAGAAGAAGACUGUGAUGAUGGGGAAGAAUGUUUUGAUAAUGAGGAUGAAGACGAUAACAAUGACAUGGAAGUCGAAAGUGAACUUAACCCUCUAGUGGUCACAGCAUGUAGGCAUGGUUUUGGUAUGGACAGUUUUACUGGUUCAAACUGUGAUGAAAAUGCUGCUGCCAAAGCUGACCUCAUCAUGGCCAUUGAUGGCACUCCUCUUUGUUCGAGUCCUCAUGGACUUUGUUUCGACUCAAACAACUCAGAAUAUGGUAAGAAUAAGAAGAAAGGAGAGCGAACCACUCUUGCAGACUUGUUCUCUGCUGAUUCUGAUGCCAAAACAAAGCCAGAUCAUUGCAAAUCCUUGCCUGAAUCCGGUAAGAUUCGCACUAGUCAUAGUGAGAAGAAUUGCCCCAAAUUCUCCAAGAAGGGCAUACCUCGUGAUGGAGGCGAUUCACAUCCCAUACGAAAACUACGCGGAUUGAUGAAAAGGAUGAUGAAGAGGAAGAUCCAUCCAGACCUUGAAGGCAAGAUUAAUAAGAAAGACAGUCAAAUUAAGCCCUGUGGGUUGGAACUUCAUAACGGGGAAUAUGGAGCCAAUGGUGAAUCAACUACUCUUCUUCGAACUCAGGAUGCUAUGGUAUGAGCCGAGUAUGAGGUUCUAGAAAAGUAUUAUUGCUACUGUCCUGAAAUAUUAAAUUUUCUUUUCCAAUGAUGUAUGUAUCUCAAGUUCCUGUAUUUGAACUUUUGAACCAUGUGAAUUUGUUUUUAUGUCUUCAUUAUUGUUUUGGAAUUUUUAUGUGGUUUAUUCAGGGCUUGGUUGUCACAAA